Molecule: messenger RNA, 5463 nt
Organism: Achroia grisella
Lineage: Eukaryota; Metazoa; Arthropoda; Insecta; Lepidoptera; Pyralidae
Product: gamma-glutamylcyclotransferase-like
Exons: 3
Coding region: 58-714 (218 amino acids)
Molecular function (GO): gamma-glutamylcyclotransferase activity
Source: RefSeq, a predicted model, not a curated record
AUUUGUCAAUACACACAAAAUCCUUGUUUGUAGUAAAUUAUCACGUAUUCAGUAAGAAUGUUAAAAUCGGAAGUACACAAGCUAGACACCUUUUUAUAUUUUUCAUAUGGAGCAAAUUUACUUACAUUUAGAAUUCAGAUGCACAAUCCAUCGGCGGCAUUCGUCUCCAUAGCACGUCUAGAUAACUAUAGGUUGGAUUUUAUUAGAUACUCCAAGUUUUGGGGAGGCCCUAACGUUACAUUAGUUCCCACUGCGAAUGCUCAUGUUUGGGGAGUAAUAUGGCGUCUACACAAAGAUGAUAUGGCAUCUCUCGAUAAUCAGAUCGGAGUGGACAGAAUAAAAUACUACAUACAGUAUUUAGAUGUGCUAACUCCAUACAUGGGGUUGUUCAAAUGUCGAGUUUACAUACAAAAAAUAAAUCCAUUACCUAGGGCUGACAACGACGUGGUUCCUAUGGAGAGAUGGCCUUCGGCUACCUACAAAAGAAUCAUGAUACUUGGCGCUAUAGAACAUGACAUACCCGAAUAUUAUAUAGAGUAUGUAAAGAAAUUAAAACAUAAUGGAGAAGAUGGUUGUCUAACAAUGGUGUGCCUGUUGAAUAGAUAUGCCGUGGAUACACCGUGCGAAUGCAGGGUACCAGGCCGUAUAUCGAGAAAGACCUUUAAGCUUGAUCUAAAAAAGAUCCGAGAAAAAGAAAAAAUAUCGGGAAAGUAAAUUUGGCUUUCACUACAGCGAAAUAAAAUGUACUCGCUUAAAAAAUCGAUUUUAUUUUGAGAAAUGUAUAGGCUUCGUUUUUAACUUUAUAAAAUAUAUUCAAACAGGGAGUAUAUUAGGAUACAUUUUGAUAUUCAAAACUAUACUUCGCUAAUUUUUGUAACUUUUUUAUUAAUGUAAAUAUUAAAAUUAUUAUUAAUAGGUACUCGGUUCUCAUUAAAUUAAAUAUAAAAAUUGUACACUAUAUCAAUCGUUUGGUGAAAUUGUAUCUAAAUUGAGCAUAAAGCACAACGCUACCCCGACACUUUACAUAAACACGCACACAAAUCACACGAGGAACACAUCAUUUGGAAAUUAUUUUAUCAGUCAACAAUUUACGAAUAAUAAGUAUAAUUACUAAAAAAUGAGGUAAUAUAACUGCCUUACUAGGUGGAAAUCACAAUAAAAAUUAAAUACUGAUAAAAAUAAGAGCGUAAAUAAAAAAAAAGAUAAUCAGUAAAGCUCGCAGGGAACGCCGUGUGAGGCAACGUUGUGCGACACCUCGCCGCACCCACUCCAAUCGGCCCGCACGCACUCACUCUCGCCCACACACAUACAGUCUGAAACCAUAGGGCUGACGGUGAGUUGGUGCGCGUCGUUGGAGCAUCUCAGGUCAUUGGUUAUUACAGAAACUGUGCCGAUUCCGGCCCAGAGCAAGAGAAAAGUCAUGUAUACUACUCCACUACGUAUUGUGUAAAGUGAGGCAUUUUUUAAUAAACAUGUGUAUCAAGUGGAGUAACAAAACGGUUUUAAAGACAAUCUAAUAUUUAAAUAAUAAAUAUAAUAUUUUCUAUUUUAUUUUUAACAACUUAAUUUUAUAGAAAUAUUUCGUUUGUCAUUUGUAGAAUGGUUUUGUAACUCCAAUUUGACUGUAAUGAGCGUGGUCUCUGUUGGUUUUGUUUUGCUCUGGGCUCCGGAUGUGGGUUGCGGCGGGGGCGUCAGAUGGCGGCGACACGUGUCCGUGCCGCACAACACUCCAGCGCAGUGACCCGGUACAUCCCUGACUACACUGGACUAUUUGCGAUACGUACUAUAACGUAAGGUGGAACAAUAAUAUGGCUCUAAUAUUUAACAUUACACUUAAUGGUACUUACGUUUCAAAAAUUGAGCAAAAGGCACUAUGCAAUUUCUAAAAUUAAACAAUUACAUUUGGACUUUGUAAAUCAAUUUGAAAUCGAAUGUUUCAUUUUAUAAUUUUAUUUAUAAAAAAAUGAUAUCAAUGCAACGUGCCUUGAGCCCCUCACCGACGACACAAUACUGUGCUCCAUUCACACCGGCCGUCGCCGGCGUACGUCACAAGCGUGGUUCGUGUCGUACGCGGGCGGCGGUCCCGACCUCCACGUACAUCGGCCGUACUAUAACUACUACCCUCGCCUACCACACAGCUCACGCUUAGCUAGCCCCGUUGAAUUACAUUCUUUCUAUGGCACGGUUCUUGCUUGUGUUCUGAUUGAUGUAAAGCUUUCUGUUACGAUAUAAGCAAAAAACAACACAAAAGGAACCGUACUAUUCGUAUACCGCCAGUGCAUACACAAUAUUGUAUGUAUCGUGUCUAUCUCACACAAUCAACAAUCCUGCAUUCUGCUGAAGGCUGGAUGUCUGAAGGCACUCGUUAAUACCCUUAAACCACAUUAUCGUUAUAGUUAUUAUAACACAUUGGACACCAGAUCACGGUCACGCCCGGCGUCCAACGUCCAGGAUUGUUGUAUAUUGGAGUUUAACUUUGGUUGCUUUCAUUUAAGACUCAAUUAGUCAGUUCGUUACAGUAACAUAAUUUAUGUAGCUAGCGUAUAUUUUAGAUUACAAUAUGUAUUGAGACAGCUAUAAGUCGAUGACUAUAAUAUAUAUAGUAAUUAAUUUAUAUACAAUAUUAUUUAGGACAUUGAAUUUUUAUUUAUAUUCCACCAGCGACCAUGUUCUAGUUCUUGAAUAUAACAAUAAUUAUUAUAAAAUAUAUUGUAAGGCCAUUCGCGCGUUACGCAUCAUUUGCAGCAAUAAGUAGAAAUAGUAGAACAUUUCACUAAAUAUACAGAACGUCAAAUAUAUUACUAGUAGGUAGCUAGCUGCCCAGCGGCGCGAGCGUAUCGUGCGAGCUGACCGGCGCCACGGACACAACUCAAUUUCACUAAUUACGGAGAUUAUCGCACUCAUUAUAUUCAAAUAUAUAAAUAUAAAUUACGAUUUUUCAUUAAAUAACAUAUGGAAUUAUUAUUAUACAGAUAUAAAUGUCUCACGAACUCGAGAUGAUCAUUAGACUAAUAAAUAUACUAACGCAUUCUAGUUACUCGGUUCGUAAUGAUAUUUCAAUUGUUUAGUCCAGUACAGUUAGUGUAACUUGAUAUUACAAAAGUAGAUUUAUUAUAUUAAAUAAUAAUAGUUGGUUAAUAAUAAUAAUAUAUAACUAUAUAACAAUAAUGGCAGGUUUAUUCUAUUGCAUUAUAAUUGAUGCGGAUUACAUUGAUAAAAUGGUAUGUGCAUACAUAAUUGUUAAUUGUUUGUGUAUACAUGCAAUAACGCCGAUUACAAAGUUACACGAAAACGGAAGGCAUUUUAUACAUGUUUAUAUUUGCAACUAUUUACAAAUAAAUAUUAAAUACUCAGUCGGUAGAUGGAACUUUAAAUUAUUGUUAUUUUACAAGGUUUGCAAAUCUUUGGUGCUGCUAAAUCCGAUCAAAUUAUUUAUUCGUCAAUAUACUAAGCCAUUAAUUAGGUAGGUCAGUAUGAAAUUGUUAAAAAUUUAAAUAAUUUGUUUAAUACAGACAUGACACGUUUUCUAUAAAAAAUGGUCAGUCUUUGUCGAGGAAAUAAAAAGAUAUUUCGCAUUACGAUAAAAAAUCUAUACAAAAUUUCAGAAUAGAAAUAAUUAUUUUAAAUUGUAUUACAUAUACAAUUAAUAUUGUAUUUUGCUAAUAACACUAAUACCAUUUUUGUAAUGUCAAUAAAAAUAUGUAAUAAGAAUUAGCUAUUUAAUAAAAAAAUAUUGUCAAGCUAUAACCACUGAUAUUGAUUUAGUAAAAACUAUACCGCAACGACCGGACCGAUAAAUAAGAAUUUACUAUAAAUUCACGAUCAUUAUUUAUUUGUCUAUACAAUAGAUUGUUAAUAAAAUAAAACUGUACCAUUGUAAUAUUAUUAGAAUUUGAAUUGUUGUAAAUUACUAUUGACUGUAAGUACACAGAACCUAAAUUAAAAGAAUUAGCAUCUGUAUUGUUAUAAAUAACUACAACAAUCUGUUAAUGUGCUAACAUUAAUUACAUGAGAUUAUAGAAAAGAAAGACAAAGAACAGAAGAUGCGUAUUGUAAUGAAGUAAGAUACAGAAUAUUUAUUAUUCAAUUGGUUUUUUAUUUUUCACAGCCACAACAACAAUCCGACCUAUGUAUUGCAUCAAAAGGAUGCACAUUUAUUCGUUGCCGUUCUUGUAGGGCCGCCUAUCUGGGCAAUGACUAUCAAAUGUAAUUUUAAAGCCCGUUACACAACAGCAUUUUCUAGAUUAUUAUAAAAACUAAAGGAUUUAAUUUUUUCCAUACUGACUGACCCUUCAUUAUGGUGCACUGUAUAAUUUAAAAAGUAUAUAAACGAUAAGAAAAAAGGAAAUCAAUAAUAUUGAGUAUUAUUUAACAGUUGCACAAAUUGCAAUCGAAUCAAAAUUGAACAGCACAAGUGACAAAUUCAUGGAUCGCGAUGCACUUUCAACAAAAAGUGCUCAUAUAACAACAAUUAUAACUUAACAAUAUCGACAAAUUUGACACUCGCUGGUAUUCUCCAUAAACAAUUCGAAACGGGAGUUAACUAGUUAAACGUGAAGAAAUUAAUAAAAUUAAUUUGUACACGAUCUAGCUUAUGCGAUAACAUACUUAUACACACUUUACAUCUUAAACCGUAAACUUAAAUAUUAAUAGGCUAUGUCAAAAAUGACACCGAUACAACUAUUUUAUUGAGGUAAACUAUAUAGGAUUCGCGUCGAAAUAUAUCGACUCUCGAUAUCGCCUCGGCAAAAAUAUUUACUCAUCGCUCGAUAUGAAGACGACCGUCGUCGGGCGAGACGAUGCGGGUCCACUCCCCGUCGGGACGUCAAUAGAUUGACUCCCGAAAGAGCGCGAACCGGGCGUCGUAACGUACAAAGUAAAUGCGGAGAACGCCGCGGGUUCUCCCUACGAGUAAAUUUACACUAAAAUCGAAAACGAUCGACCCGUGCGAGGCGCGACGUCGGUACAUACGAAAUAAAUAAAAACAACGCGACGAGCGACGCUCGCGUCGAAUAAUUUACUAGCUACGCUUACGUCUAGGAUUCGAAGAGCCGACCGCCCGGGCGGCCGACCUGAGGUAGAUAGAGCGGGCCGGCGCCGCCGCCGCCCUCCGACCGCUCCCUGCGCACUGACAACGCAAACUCUGAACACAUAUUCAAAGUUCAAAUAUCUGCCGCCACACUACUCGAAGCCUAAUGAUACGGAUCGGUGAGUCAGUAGUAACUUUCGCGACACUACUGGGCAGUACCGGAGGUUUACAUGUGACACUGUAACUAAAAUUAACUAGUUUCAUCGCGUAAAUUAUACUUCAGUCUGCUGCGUCUCAUUAGGCACACGACAUCUAAUCGCAAGUUCGACACUUCACUCGGCGGCGGUAACGAAACGAACCGAUCGCGUCACAAAGUAUCCGCCGGCGAGUGACGCGUCUGGGGGUGGGGCCGGCGUGGGGGCGUCAGUCGCGCG